This is a messenger RNA of Pectinophora gossypiella (pink bollworm), 9555 nucleotides long. RefSeq lists its product as uncharacterized. Gene Ontology annotation, biological process: autophagosome maturation. Gene Ontology annotation, cellular component: cytoplasm. The transcript has 40 exons. Bases 125 to 6985 code for a protein of 2286 amino acids. Lineage: Eukaryota; Metazoa; Arthropoda; Insecta; Lepidoptera; Gelechiidae. The record is from RefSeq and is a predicted model, not a curated record.
CAGCUUUCAGCUAACUCCGAAACUCGAUGAAAAUCUCAAAAUAAAUAGGAAUUCAAACAUUUUCAGCAAGUGAAUUUGUGUAUAAAUUCGUCAUCUGUUCAUUUAUUUUACUAAAUCGACAACCAUGGCGACAAUGGUCAAAGAAAAACGGCGAGAGAAAAAGAAAUCUAAAGAGAAAAUUGUAUCUAGAAGUAGUGUUGAAAGGGAACAGCCGUUGAUUUCGAGAGAAUCUGAAGCUGGAACAGAGCAAGAAUCAAAAAAUAAAACAGAUUCAAAUAUUAUUGAAAGUGCCAUGAAUACCUCGCAAGAUUCUGCUAAUCAUACUGAAGAAUCUAUAACUUCUGAUAUUUGUACCACAGAAUUACAACCCGAAAAAAAAUCCUUAGCCAAUAAAAAUUUAGAUUCUAGUACUGAAGUAAAUUUAGUUAAGCAAGUAAUUAGUAUAGAAAACGACGAGUUAAUUCAAUCACACGUAGGUCAUACAAGUCGAGCUUCAGAAAACAUAAAAGUAACAGAAAUAACUAAAUAUGAACAAUUACAAACUUCCAAUACAACAGAUACAUAUCAAAAUUUGAAUUCAAGACUAGAAAGAAUAUCAAUACCGAAGCAGAACACAAACUUAUCUUUAGAAGAAAUACAAAAUAGGCUGGAAAAUCCAAUUGCUUAUCUUAAACUUGACGAAGAAGCAGAUAAUAAAAUGAAGGGAGAGAACAUAAAGGUGGUAAAAGUUGAAGAGAGUGCGGAAAUUACAACACCAUCAGCUCCUGCAUUUGAAGAACAAGUACAAGAAACAUCACAAACUGUAGAACACCAAAGAGAAGAGAUAGCAAAAGAGGUAACACAAAAACUAAAAUGCAUGCCAUUAGAAGAAGCUAUCAGACUGUAUGGAGGGAAAGAGAUAGCCGAAGUGAGGGCUAUGAGUGAGAGAGAGGAGGCUAUUGUUGAAGCAGGACCUGUAAGUGGACCUGAACAUCCUCUGGUGGAUUUGUUGUCUACAUUCAGAUCAUCCCUAAUAGCUGUAGAAAGAGAACGCAUCCUGCUAGCGAAGGGUUUCGCAGAUGAGGAGAAGUUCAGGAAUUCAGUUUGGAGGGUGGAAAAGAAGAUGGUCACCAUUUCAGAAGACUGUGCUUGUGGUGCUGUGGUGCAACUUAGGGCUACGUAUGACCACGCUGAGUUAUUGAAAGAGAGACUGCCGGCGGCGAAACUGCGGCUGGAAGGGCUGCUGAGGAGUGUCCAGGAGUCGUACUGCCAUCACCAGCAUGCUGCUUUGUUGGCGCAUUGUCAGAUAGAGGACCUAAUAUCAGAGACGAUACGAAGCAACAAGCCUGAGAUUCGCGAGGCACUGGCCUUAGUUCUUCAGGCGCUCCGACUGAGUGACAACGCGCCGUCAGCGCUGGCCACAGCGCUGCAGCGCUGGUCAGCCAUCUUGAGCUCUGCGCUGUUAGACGCGCGGGAUCUGAGGCAGCUGCUAUAUUUAAUGCAUCAAUUAUUUAGACAAACCCGGUCAGUGCAGUGGGCGGCGCGGGUGAUCCGUGUGACAGCUGGAGACCGCACCUCGGCCGCGCGAGCGAUCGCUCUGCUGGACCUACUACUAGCUAGGACCAGGCUGGAGGCCGCCGUCGAGUGCACUGAGGAUGCAGACGAGGGUUGGGAAGAAAUGGACGCGCACGGCGGCGGCGCGGUCAGCGAGGGCGCGCUGCGGGAGCGGGACCUCUUGGCGCUGUUAAAAGUGUUCCCUCUCAGAGAACUAGUGGCGAGACUGGUGCUCUUCACACAUGCUGACAUAGGCACAGCUCGCGAGUACGAAUGGGGCGACCCGUCUGGGGGUCGCGGGGUGCUCAAAGCGUGCUGCGGCGUGCGCACCCUGCUGGCCACGCUGCACCGCGGCGUGACGUCACACCCGCACUACCCGCGCCUGCGCAGCGCGCUCGCGGGGCUGGCGGCGCGCGCGCUUCAUACGCUCGCUGAUCUACACGCUCAUACACGACACUCGUACCUUAAAGAGCUGGAACUGCCAAUAGCGGCGGAACUAGAGGCGGCAUUCACCGCCGGCGCGGCCAUCAUGGGUCCGGAGCUGCACCGCUUGCCCGCCACGUUGCUGCGCGAGGAAACUGCGCAGGAGUACUGCCUGACUAUCAUUACUGGUUUACAUGACUCUUCUCCAAAACCAGUGGAAUGUUUGUCUCUACAACCACUACAGACUUCGUGUGAGGCUCGAGUAGUGGAGGCGACUCAGGCGGCGGUAGACCGCACUGCCGACCACCAGCUCGCUAGGACGGUGCUGGACUUCCUACUGCAGACGGGUCUCAAGCGCAAGCCCGUGCAAUGUAAGGGUAAAUGCGACUUAGCUGCCCGCGAACAACUGCCGCGGCUGUUGGCCGCACACCCUUACUUGCACACCAUCGGGUUCCACAUGCUGGCGGAUUUGAACCAGGCGGAGCCUCUGCCCCCGUCAUCAGUGGCCGCUCUAUCGGCGUCCAGCUGGAGGCCUACGCCGGGCGAGGUCCGCGGCGUAUUGGAUGACUGGGCGCAACGCUGUCCCGUAUUGAUACAACACUUGUUGCUGAUACUCGACUAUACGCCUCACAGCGGCCUGACCCUGGAGAGUCAACUAGCGGUCGGCUCUUGGCUCUGUGACUGGUCAGCGCAGAAUCCGCCUUCGGAGUGGGCGUGGCUAGUGCUGCAGCGGCUGCGCCCGCACCGCAGCAGCUGGGCAUUGCCGCUGGACGCUCCACCCCCUGAUCCUGAGCCUAGAGACUUGUUGUCCACUGCCUAUGCUGUGCUGGCUAGCUCGUGGGGACAUUGCAUACCACUGAUAUGCUCAGAGGGCGUGUCGGCGCUGUGCCGGGUGGCGGGGGCGCGCGCGGCGGACGCCGUGCAUUGCCUGGCGCCCGUCAUGCUGGUCAUGGCGCAGUCGCCGGUUUCUGUCUCGCUCACUCCCAAAUUCGCUGAGUUAUUCAGCACCAUACUAAAGGCUGGACCUACGAUGGUGCAACGCGCGUUGGGGCUCGGCCCGGAGGCCGGCGCCAACAUGCUGCUGCGGCUGCUUCUCACGCAUGUGGAGACCAACCAGGCAGGUAUACCUCGGUCGUCCAUUUUAUCAGCGUGGCUACAUGGGCUGUGGCGAGCGCCGGCUGGGGCCGCGCUGUUAGACGUGGCGCUACUGGCGGCGCCGGACUGGGCCCUGCUAGACUCGCACGCUGCUAGCUUGCUGCAGGACCCAAAAUCCUCCGAGCACAUAACGAACGCAGUUCGCAACGUGGCGAGCGCGCCACUGAUCUGUGAGUGCGUACUGCGCAACGCGCAUGGCGUAGAAGCGCGUACCACGCUCAACGCACGAGUCCUGGAUGUACUGCAUCUACAGAGGAUGGCUGGCGAUAGGAUACACGUGGAUAAUGCUCUUAAGCAAAUCGGCGCGAGCAUGCCGGCGGAUGACUUAGUAAUCUACCGGUGCGCGACGGCCCUACUGUCUGCGCCGACGCAGCAUCCGUCGCAUCUUAUGCUAUGGAGACUCUUCUUCCACCUCUACCUUCAACGACCGCCUACUAACAUGCAAGAGUCAACACCACCAGUCGGCCCGCUAUUCUUCAGCGGCCUCAUCAAAUCCCGUCUGCUAGCACAACUCCGGAAGAGACUCCAAGACACUGUCACGUACCACCACGACGAAGUUGAAACCCUCAAACAGAACCAAACGGAACACCCAAAACCACCUCCGAGGGUUAAAAAAGAAAAACCAACUCCGCCUCCAGACGAUAACAUAGUACCAAUGCUGACUAUCACGGACCUCACGGGAGAAUCGAGUGACUCUGGCACUGACGAGAGUUCAGCGGGAGAAGAGAGUGAGAAAGAAGACAGUAGUAGGAGUGAUGCGGAGGAGAAAAGAGAUAUAGCGCAUUUGUUGAGAUAUCAUACUGCUGCUGAAACUAUGUGCCGGGAGUUUCUUCAAUGGCUGGACAAGGGCGAGAAAGUUCGCGCGAUGCCUCACCACGCAGACAUCGCUAGAUUUAUACCAGAACAGGCACUAUCAGCGGCGUGGUCCCGCGAGCUGUCCCGGCGCCGCCCCUCCGCGGUGGAGGACCACGCUCCCGCUCCGCCCGCCGCCCCCGCCGCCCCUCACGCCACGCCCUUCCAUAGUGCUGUUGCCAGGCUACUGCAGAUUAAAGACUGCUCCAUGAAAAGAUCCAGCACGGUUACCAUUAAGUCUCCGCUAGAGGGCAUGGACUGGCGAGAUGCGCGCGCAGUACUGACGCAGGCUGAGACUCAUCUCAACAUCAUUGAUGCAUUGCAAAAGGAGUGGUCAUCAGAAGUCCUCCAGAUAUCGUCUCUGGACGCGGCGCUGUGGCGGCUCGUGGCCACGUUGCGCGUGCGCCGCUCGCUGCCGCCCGUGCACAAGCGAUGCCCCAACAAGUGCAGGCCAAUUACUAUACAUAUACCACACCAAGAAUGGUGUAUCUCGCCGGGAGCUGAAAGCGGCAUUCAAGAGAACAGGCGCUCGGCCUGCGCCCUGUUCCGGCGGCUGGCGCGGCCGCGGCCGCAUGCCGCACGUAGCGCCGCCGCACUCGCCGUCGUCGCCAGGCGCGUGGGCAGCCUGCAGGCGGCGCGGCGCGUGGCGGAGGCGGCGUGGCGCUGCGCCGGCGGCGUGGCCGCCUGCUCGCCCGCUGAGGCCGCGCUCGCCGCGCUUGUGGAGGACCUCGCGCAGAGAUGGCUGUGCACCGACAGCAAGGUGUGCGCGGAGCUGGUGACCCACUGGUCGUCCACCAGCAACGCCCUGCAGCAGCGCCUGUGCGGGCCCCUGGCCAGCCCCGCGCGCCUAGCCGCGCCCGUGUACUGCGCGCUACUGUGGGCCAACCUGCCCUCACACAACGCCUUCAGCUAUCUUUCCAAGUUCGAGAUGACCCGCUGGUCGGAGUCUAUGGACUCUGCGCAGCGUCAUGAGUUAUUGGACGCGCUAGCCGGCGCCGCCCAACGGUGGGGCGCACGCCCCGAAGAAGAACAUCAUGUACUGCUUGAGCUGAUCGGCGUGCACACCCGCGCCCUGCUCACCCCCCACGAGCUGGCGGCGCACAUCACCCGCUGCGCGCGCGCCUCGGCCGCCUGCGCGCUGCCGCCGCAGCACUGGACGCACGUCAUACGCGCCACACAAGAUUACGCCAAGCUGCUCACUUUUGAUCAGCUAGGCAAUCUCCUCCGCGAGCUAGGCGUGAUAUGGUGGGAGGCGCGCACAGGCAUGCGUGCUACCAAGGCUACAUACUUCGCGGCGUACUCGACGCAUAUCGCGGAGUUGCAAAGCACGUUGCAGCGUGCGUUCGUCGCUGCCGCCAUCGCGCUCAGCUAUGCGCCUGAGAGAGUAUCGCUAUACGCGUGGUCAGCACUACAAGAGUCGUGGUCGGCGUGGGUGCGGCCCUUCUGCGGCGCUUCCCCGCUAAUGCCGGCCACGGAGGAGGACGAGGCGUACACACCCAUGCUGAGACAAUUCCUCCUCAACAUACGCCAGGUCAUGCUCGACUGCCCAGGCACAGAAGAGCACCUCCUCCAGCAGAUAUUCGAGUGGACGGUCCAAACGUUCUUGGCUAUCUACCAGGGCGGCACUAUGGAGAGCGGCGUGCAAAUGUCCGCCCUGCUAGUGGAUUUUGCCGCGCUGCCCUGGAACGAACACCAGUGGUUCAGGCCUAGCUUCCUUCAGUUUGCUGUGCAGGUCUGCGCAAGCAAAGACCGUGAGAUGCAGUGUUGGUGCGCGGAAUGCUGGCGCUCUAUAGUGGCUGAGACCUGGAUCCACGGCGCACCUGAUGACCAACUAGCUCCAACGCUGGCUUCCAUACUCUUCCUGUUCACAGCCAUGCCUCUACAUCAACAGACGUUGGAGCAAGCGGCCCGCCUGCCGUGGUGGCGGCUGCCCGAAGCGGCCAUGGAAGAAGCCUUCGAGCGGUUCUUCGCGCAGUACCACGACCCACAGCACCCCUACCACGAAAUACCACAAUUCAGAGUGCUGCUGUUAGCCAGCGAGAUCCAGGCUCCUAGCACGCCUCCGGACAGCCCGCAGUCCCGCCACAAGCGCUGCGUGGCCGUGUCACGCUGGGUGCGCGCCGCCGCCGCGCCCUCGCUGGUGGACCAUGUCCCGGGGCACACUGACUGUAUCCUUAAAGUUAUUGCUGAUAUUGCGGCGUAUUUGGCGGGGACUGACGAGGUGGAGGAGCUGCUGACGCGAGCUGCCGUCAUCAUGUGCAUGGAGCCUGCCGCUACCGCCGCCAUGCCGGUGUGGCAGCGCGUAGUAUCGUCAUGGCCUCCGUUUCUAUCCGUGUCGUGCGUCGCGGCCGCCGGGCAUCUCGUCGCCUUCGAAUACUUCGCCUGCCUUGCUGAUAUCGCCGUCACAGCGCUCCUACGACAUAAAGAGGAGGGUGGCUGGGAGGAGGUGUCUGCCCGCUGGCAGGCGUGCCACUGGCGGGCGGCGGCGCCGCUGGCGGGCCGCGGGCGGCUGCACGCGGCCUACGGCGCCGCGCGCACGCACGUGCAGCCCUGCGCAGACAUGCGCGCCGCGCUGCUGGCGCUGCUGGCCACCAACGUCGACUUCAUCGAAAACGAAACAAUAGUAGCGUUAUGGAUAUGCGCAGCGUGUCGCGUGGCCCGCGAGUAUCCCACGACGGGCGACGCGGCCGAGUGCGGCGCCGCGGCCAAGGCGGUGCUGGCGCGGUGGGCGCAGGACACCAGGCGCUCCAUACUGCGAGUGGUCACGCUGCAGGCUGACACUGGUAGCCCCACUGCCGCACAUCGCCUCCUAUGUCGUCUAGCUCUGUGCAUACUGUCUAAUUCAGACAGCACAGUCCGCUCAUUCGAGGCAGCCUGCUCAGCAGUCCUGGGUUCGAACACGGACGUGAUGUCUUGGGGUAAGACACCGCACCCUAAAAAAUUACCACGACUGGCUAUCAGACUGUAUCCAAACAAUGAAAAGUAUUUCAAAGACGAGUUAAAUCUGUCCCCCGAAGAUUAAUAGCGAAUAUGACAAGUGUAUGUUUAAUCUGUGAUUAUACAAGGCUGGCUUUUUAGGCUUACUGUUAAAAAGAUAAGGUUGAUAUUGGAAUGUUUAUUAUACCUCUUAUAACAUGACGUUACAUGAUUAAUGACAUAUCUUGCGUCUCUUUCGUACUAAUAGUCGACCCAAAGAAGGAAAAAUAGAGGAAAUAAUUUUGAUUACUAAAUAAAAACUAACGGAAAACAUAUUUUUUUCUAUUUAUUUUUUUUAUGUAUUUUAAUCACGAAAAACGUAAUAAAUCGGACAUUUUAUCACGUUUUUCUAUGACGUCAUAAUUGUGCAUUUUCAUACAAAUUCCAUAGUCAUUUCGUGUUUUGACGUUUAGGAAAAUGUAACUGAUUUGAUUAGUUGGAAACUACCCUAUUCCCUACAACUAUGCUAAAAUUCGCUUUGACACAAAUUAUUUCCCCUAUUUGGCAAUUUUUGGUCUUCGUUGGGUGGACCAUAGGCUGUAUACAGGGGGGUUAAAAUGGCCACAUUAAAGCAAUUCAUCUAAGAAAGCAAUAUUGCUAUUUGACAUUUGUUUGCAUUGUGCACUUACUUUUAUAUGUGCAAAUGUCAAAUUGCAAUAUUGCUUUCUUAGAUGAAUUGCUUUAAUGUGGCCAUUUUAACCCCCCACUUAGUACGAAAGAGAUAUCUCUCGUCUCUUUCGCUCAAGGCGAUGUAUUAUAUCUUUUCUACUGUCAUUCUAAUCAUGCUACGUUGUAAGGGGUACAAAAAAAGAAGUUAGAAUGAACAUGUAUUGGACAAAAUGUGUCCAUUAAAUGAGUACCACAUUGUGACCAAUUUGUAAUGAGGAAAUUUCCAGGCUACGUUCCCCAAACCAUAGAGAUGGCGCUGUCCAAAGUUGUCUUCGUUUAACCUUCUAAUUUCAUGGUUAACAGACACAUGCAUCUUUUAUCUCUGUUUUUGGGUAUAAAUAAUGACCCUUGUUAUUACACCCAGGUACAACACGUCUUCUACCCAUUUAUUAUUAUGAUCAGAAUAAAAAGAAGCAAUAUAGGUAGCAACAUAAUGUUGACAAUUACUUCCGCACAAUAUCUCAGACUGACUGAAAACCAGCGCUGGAUGGCGCCAUAGCAUGGCUCCAUCGCAGCACAAGCUGAGCCAUUUCCUUUUGCCCGUAUUCGUAAUAUUCAUAAUUACCUAGUUCAUAUCAUCAUCAUCAGCCGUACGACGCCCACUGCUGGGCAUAGGCCUCCCCCAAGGAUCUCCACGACUCCCCGCGACCUUCACCAGAUCGUCGGUCAUCAACCUUGUAGCGGGCCUACCCACUGAGCGUCGUCCGACACGUGGUCGCCACUCCAGAACCCUUCCGCCCCAGCGGCCAUCAGUUCUCCUCGCUAUGUGUCCUGCCCACUGCCACUUCAGCUUUGCAAUUCUCCGAGCUAUGUCGGUGACUUUAGUUCUGCGGAUCUCCUCAUUUCUGGCUAGUUCAUAUAGCAAAUGUAAAUUGUUACUGGCAAUAAAUUUAUUUUAUUCUUAUUCUAUACAUAUCUUGGGGUUCAAAAAGGCCACAUCGAAACAAUUCAUCUAAAAAAGCAAUGCGCACUUACUUUCAUAUGCGCAAAUGUCAAAUUGUAAUACAGUGAAACUUGGUUAAGUGGGACCUGGAUAAGUGAGAAACCUCCAUAACUGGAACUCAUGCUAAGGUCCCAACACUUUGGCACUGAAUUACCUCUGUUAGUGGGACGAGGUAAGCCUCUAUAUCUGGGAUUCGUUCUUUCGAUUUAUCAUCAUAGUUACCUCUAUAACUGAGACAGCGAGUAUUUUUUUAAUUCAUAAACCUCUGUAACUGAGAUAACAUUGUUUGUUUACUCAUUCUUUUUCUACCCACAAAUUCCACACGUAAUUCCAAGUACGUAAGUACAAAUUUUGAGCUUCAAUUACCUUCAUUUUUAGUUUCGCUUUACUAUCAUACAGAUGUUUAUUUGAAAAAUGCCAAAACGAAAGCUACAAUCGUUAUCUGAGUAAGUGGAAUCGAGACACUGGGUAAGUGGAAUACCUCUAUAAGUGAAACGACAUUGCAGGUCCCUUGAUGUCUCACUUAACCAGGUUUCACUGUAUUGUUUUUUUUAGAUGAAUUUCUUCGAUGUGGCCUUUUUAAGCCCCCUGAUCCAAAUGUCAAGCAACAAUUAUUUUUGUACGUGCCUCUGCCAUUACGUUAUAUUUUUGAAUAAUUAUAUGUCCCCGAGAAAUGAGUAAACAGGUAAUUAUCACGUUAAAUCUGUACAGCGCCAUCUAUAUUGUUUUUCGGGGAACAAAGCCUGGCAAGUCCCUCAUGGGAAUGGUAAGUUUUUUUUUUAAAGUUUUUUAUGUUAUUUUUUUUUACAGUUUAUCGAGUUAUCAUAAGUUGCCAAAGAUAUAAUGUAUUAUUAAAAAAAGAAAAAAGUAACUUUUCUAUGCAAAAGAGACCUCAUUGUAUCAAAUGCACCUGAUAAGGAUGUAUUUUUUUAAUUUUGUUGCUCAAUAACGCCAUGUCAAGAUUUUUGUAAAAAUUAAAAUGAAUAUUAUCGUCAAAUAAAAUA